Messenger RNA from Dichomitus squalens LYAD-421 SS1, 5351 nucleotides. RefSeq names its product assimilatory sulfite reductase. Lineage: Eukaryota; Fungi; Basidiomycota; Agaricomycetes; Polyporales; Polyporaceae. The coding region runs from base 14 to 3241 and encodes 1075 amino acids. The transcript has 10 exons. Gene Ontology annotation, cellular component: cytosol. Gene Ontology annotation, molecular function: sulfite reductase (NADPH) activity; FMN binding; flavin adenine dinucleotide binding. The record is from RefSeq and is a predicted model, not a curated record.
CUGAACUGCAGUCAUGCCCUCACCUGAGCAGUCGGGCGCAUCAACGCCGUUCUCAACUACAACGACGCUCUCGGCACCUUCCACUCCGAAGCUCAAGGAAGCGGCCAAUGACCUCCAGAGGAUUGCAGACGCCGGCGCUAUAACCGCCUCCACGCUUGUCGAGUAUAUCGCUUCGCGUAACACCUCCAGCUCCUCCGUCUUCGUUUACGAUCUCGCAGAACAGGCUGGCUUUGGCACGCUCACAAAGUCAUGGUCCGAGGCCGGAGAAGCUACUGCGCCCGUCGUCAGCCUCCAGACUCGCGCAGGAGCAGGUCUCAGCUUGGUCGGCCGUCUCUCCCAAGGCUCUAGCAAGGAUGCCGCAAAAAGUGCCGUCCUCACCGCCUACACCACCCCUUCUGGGCUGGCCGCCAUGGUCCAGUCGUUGUCCUACCUUCCCCCAGCGACCCCGACGAGUAGGUUGGUCAUCCAGGUCCCGACCGUGACGCCCGUGGGAGAGCACUUUACUCUCUCGCCCACCCUCGCGCCCUUUACCCCCGCGCUGACCCUCCUCCCGGAGGGCUUCACCGUGCUCCUCUCGGCAACCCCGCAGGAGACGGUUGCGCUCGCUGCACUUGCCUACAAGUUGACGGGUACGCAUGUCGUACAUCUUUUCGACCACCACAGCUCCGCUCGCGAGACUGGCCAUACCUCCAGCCCUCUGACCGUCGUACCGGAGCCUGGUCUGACCCUCGAGGAUGGCCUCAAGGCUGCCGGAUAUGCUACUCUCGAAUACGCAGGCAGCCAGGAUGCCGAAGCUGUGAUCGUCCUGCUCAACGGUCCUCUCGCGCUCACCGCGAAGGCACUUGCGAGCCGCGUCCCUGGCUUGGGGGUACUCAUCGUCCGCGCCCUUCGCCCUUGGAACGAGGACACUCUUCGUAGCGUUCUGCCUGCAUCCGCCAGGCGCGUGCACGUCUUCGAUGACGUUCCCACCGAGAGCACUCAGGGCUCGCUGUAUCUGGACGUCUUCUCUACGCUCCUGGACCCCCUGAAGGCGGGUCCCAUCGUGAAGUCCCACCGCAUCGUCCCUGCGCGCACUCAAGAGUUUAUCAACAGCCCUGCGAGCUUCGCCAGCUACGUCUCGGAGUUGCUCCCUUCCCGAACUCCUGUUCUUCCGUCCGAUGCUCCCACUCUCAAGAAGCUGCUGUUCUUCAGCACCCCCGGUUCAUCGCUGUCUCCCCUUCCCCGCAUGGUCGAGACGACCUUCCUGGCCCACAAAUCGCUCACCUCGCGCUUGCUAACCGACCACGAUGUCUUCUCCAAGCCCGGGGGCGUCACCGCUGACAGGAUAGUGCUCUCGCCCAAGGGCGACACCCAGCCUUUCGUCCCGCUCUCGGCCAUCUUGCCGAUCUCAUACGAGAGUACCGGAGUAGCGAACUUUGUCGCGGUGCUCGACCAGUCCCUCCUCAAGUCCCACGAGGUCCUCAGCCAUGCCGCGCCGGGCUCCCCGGUGCUCGUUGUCACGGAUUGGACGCCGGCAGAGCUCGCGACGACCUUGCAAAAGGAAACGGUUGCGCUCAUCCAGGAGCGAAACCUCCACCUCUGCACGCUCGACGCGAAGAAGCUCGCCGCCGAGCUCGCCCCAAGCAACAAGCACGUCCACAAGGUCCUCGAGAACGUCAUCGUCCUCCUCGCGUUCCUCCGCCUGUACCUCGCGGCGGCGGCCACAGAGGAUCUGGUCCGCAAAGUCGCCGCGGCGGACCUCGGCGAGCUCGUCCAGGGCGUCGAGCUCACGAAGCUCGUCCACCAGGCGUGGACCGGCCUCGUCGAGAUCGACCUCUCUUCACCCCCGGACUCCGAGCAGCCAGCGUCGUCGACCCCGCUCAAGCACUUCGAGUUCAACGCGAUCGCCGUCGAGACCGCCGAGGGCGACACUGUUGUCAACGGCGCGCGCCUCGGCUCCUGGCACGACGCCGCCAAGCACAUCCUUUUCCCCUCCGCCUUCACCCCCCCUGACGCCCUCUCCUUCUCCUCUCCCUCUUCUUCGUCGCAGGGGCAGAACCCCGCGCUGCGCCCGGAGCUGCCGGAGCGCACGUUCCUCGUGACGUGCACGGUGAACCGGCGGCUCACGCCGCUCGAGUACGACCGGAACGUGUUCCACCUCGAGUUCGACACGCGCGGGACGGGGCUCACGUACGAGAUCGGGGAGGCGCUCGGCGUGCACGGGUGGAACGACGGCGGGGAGGUGCUCGAGUUCUGCCGGUGGUAUGGGGUCGACCCCGCCAAGCUCAUCACGCUCCCCGUCCCGGGGUCGGGCGCAGAAGGCGAGGGGAGCGCGCGGGUGCACACGCGCACGGUGUUUCAGGCGCUGCAGCAGCAGGUGGACCUGUUCGGGAAGCCGACGAAGACGUUCUACACGGAGCUCGCGGAGCACGCCGCGGACGUCGCGGACCGGUACGCGCUGCGGUUCAUCGGGAGCCCCGAGGGCGCGGCGACGUUCAAGAAGCUGGGCGAGAAGGACACGGUGACGUUCGCGGACGUGCUGCGGCGGUACGGGAGCGCGCGCCCGGGCAUCGAGGUCCUGUGCGAGCUCGUGGGGGACAUCAAGCCGCGGCAUUACAGCAUCGCGAGCGCGCAGGCCGUCGUGGGCGACCGGGUGGACCUGCUCGUCGUCAGCGUCGAGUGGGUGACGCCGAGUGGCUCUCCCCGCUACGGCCAGUGCACACGGUACCUCGCGGGCCUCAAGGUCGGCCAGAAGGUGACCGUCUCGAUCAAGCCCAGCGUCAUGAAGCUCCCUCCAGACAACACGCAGCCGCUCAUCAUGGCCGGCCUCGGCACCGGCGCGGCGCCCUUCCGCGCCUUCCUCCAGUACCGCGCGCACCUCGCCUCGCAGGGGCUCCCCGUCGGGCCCACGUACUACUACUUCGGCUCGCGCCACCAGUCCCAGGAGUACCUGUACGGCGAGGAGAUCGAGGCGUUCAUCCUCGAUGGGACGAUCACGCGGGCCGGGCUCGCCUUCUCGCGCGACGGCCCGCGCAAGGUGUACAUCCAGCACAAGAUGCGCGAGGACAGCGCGGAUCUCGCGCGCAUGCUCUGGGCCGAGAAGGGCGUGUUCUACUUGUGUGGGCCGACGUGGCCUGUGCCGGACGUGUACGAGGCGCUUGUGGAGGCGCUGGGGUCGUACGCGGAGCUCGAUCGGGAGAAGGCGGGCGCGUUCUUGGAGGGGCUUAAGGAGGAGGAGCGGUAUGUCCUCGAGGUCUACUAAAAGGACCGAGGAUGAUUGAGUCUUGGGUACCCGAUGUCAGAAGAUAUCUACUGAGAUGUACAUGCAUUUAUACAACACUAGAUACCUCUGCAAUCAUCAUGCAAUUGGCAGAUAUGUAGUUGAUGAGUAGUAAAGUAGUAGUGUCCAACGAUGCUGUCAAGAGUCCACGCGCGUCCGUACAAAGCCGCAAGUUCAGUCCGUGCAAAGUACCUCGCCCACAAGCUACAGUUACCGAAGGGGAGUCGGCUCAUAACCGGUAGACCGCACAAAGAGUUAGUACCUCCUCCCUCGCCCGUGCGUCUUCGAGGUCCACCACCAGUACCCAGCGAGCGCAAUGAUCGCCAGGCCCACCACGCUGACCACGACCCCAAUAGCGAUCUUCGCCCCAGUGCUGAGAUGGCCCGGGCCGUGCUUGCAGCCAGUGCUCACGGCCGCGUCGCACGGGGACCCGCUCGGCUUCACGGCGGCGUACGAGCCCGGCUGGACCUGCGUGUACCACGGAUCGCCCGAGCCCACGACGAGCGCGUUCGCGGCGAGCGUUAGCAGGGGCGCGUUGUAGUCGAGCGCGACCUCGUUCUCGACCCAAUCGCUCCGGAGGUCGUAGAACAGGUCCUUCGGGCUCGGGCCGCCGACGACGCCACCGUAGAGGAUGUACGCCUCCUGUGGCGGGUCGUUGGCGAAAUCAGAGGGUGCGAGAACGGAGGGGUCGGGGGACACCCAGCCGGUCGAGAUCGCAGAAUGAGGGUUCACAGGGGAGUCGGGGUGUACGCCGACGACGUAAGGGACGUUCAUUGGAUUCUUGCCCAUCACGUAGUCGAUUUGCCCCUGUGCGUAUGCGCGGUACUCGUCCAUCUGGCUGCUGCUGAUGCCCGUUGCGGCAUAGAUCAUCAUGAGCAUGGCCGUGUUGAGAGCAGGGUUCAGAGACGCCUCGUCCGAGUCGCCGGGGAAGUAUAGUAACCCGCCGUUCGUCAAGUACGAUCGCCCGUUCUUGUUGAUGAAGACGUUGAAGUACUGUUCGACAGCGCUCUGCCACAAGUUCAAGGUGACAUUGCUGCCAGAGACGACGUUCGGAUACGCAUUUGCAAUGGCAGCGCCAAGGAGCGGCACAGCAGGCGUCUUGGAGUCCCAGUUGAACACGGCCUCCUCGCCCGCCUGCAAGGAAAACGCAAGGUUUCCGGAGUAAUACCACUUGAUGGCGUCGUUAUAGUACGUAGACGCGUUCGAGCCCGUCUCCGAUAGCGCGAGGAACAUGGCGGCAAUCGCGAGCUCGUCCUUGUAGUCUAAAGACGCGUACCCGUCUCCGGCGGCCGGAACUGCUUUUUGGUACAGCUGCAUGGGCGAGUUUGUGGCGAAGGCGUAGAGAUCGCGCGCAUGCCCCUGAAGCAGCGCAGCAUAGGUCGCGUUCUGGAGGGUGGAGGUAGAGCUGGACGCCGAGAGCGUGCGGUUAUUGUAUAGGGCUGAGCAAGCGGCAAACGCCGCUGCGCCUUGAGCUGCAGCGUCCGUGCCAGGGCUUGUGCUGUUGAUCUGGAACGAGGGCCGGGGAGUAGGUAUGCCUUGAUCUCCUCCCCAGUAAUUGUUGUCCACGUUGGGGUCGCCGACUUCGACGUAGAAUGUAUUUGGGGAGGGAUGAGCCUUCAUGAGCCAGUCCAAUCCCCAGCGGAGAGCGUCGUCGAGGUAUGCAGUUUGAUUAGCAAGGUCGUAUCCUCGGCCAGAUGUGAGGGCACCGAAGCAAAUAGACAUCAUAGAGAAUGACAUAGGGAACGUGAACUUGACAUAGUCUCCUGCAUCGUAGUAACCCCCGGUGAGAUCGAGACCCGCAUCCUUGCCAUCGUCAAGAGCGCUGUCAUUGCGCCAGAGGACUCGCUUAUUUGGGGGUAGCUUCCCACUGCGUUGCUCUUCGUAGAAGUAGAGCAGGUUGCCGACGACAUUGGACCAUUGCUGAUUAGGCGAAGUGCCAUUGGAGGAUUGUGUCCCGACGGAAGCAUUAGGAGGCAGCCAUGGCUGGGAAGGGAGAGGAAGCUGGGCAUGAACUAGAGGGAGCGUAAGCAGACAUGGCGACAACACAGACGCGAGCCACAUCGGGUGAUGAGGGAAGGAUGAGGAAGGGAAA